UUACAUUUGCUACCACGUGGACAAGAAAUUUUAUAUAAGGUGGUAAAGUGCGAAGUGCGAAGAUUUAAAUAGGAAAAUUAAAGACAAUAUUAUACAUUUUUAUAUAAAAAUGUCAAAAAAGUUUCAGAAAGAGUUUGCAGUUGUAGAAUUUGAAGAUUCAUGUGACAAAUCACAGACAUUAAUAAAAGUAAUUUCUUCUAAAUGGUUGUUUGAUAAUAAUACUAAGUGCAAAUAUCCAUCUAAAAAAGAUAAGCUUAAAACCACCCGUUUGGUUAUGUCAAGAGUAGAUCCAGGACAAGAUUGGAAUAUUUAUAAUCUUCAAUUUUAUCAUUAUUAUAAUACCUACAAUACUGCUUUCAAAGCGGCUAAAACUGUUCUAGAGGGAGAAGUUGCUCGUACAAAAGUUGAAACAGAUUAUGAUCAACCAAGAAAAAGAAAAAAGAACAAGAAAUAUAUUGUAUCAUCUUCAGAUGAUGAAGAAAUGAACAUUUCUCCUUCAAAGAUUUCUCGUGGUAGAAACAUAAUACACAGUAAAGUAUCUGCACCAGAUUCUCUUCUUUCAAAUAAAAUAAAACAUCUGCUUAAAAAUAAAUCUAUGAAAACGUUAGCUACAUAUCAACAAAAGAACACAUCAGUUGGAAAAUUAUUCUCCCGUAGUAAAUCACAUGUAAAAUCUUUAAGCCCUUUAAAUAAGUUAAUUUAUAAUACCAAAUUAGAUAAAAAUCUGAUAAGGCAACAUUCUUUAUCAAAUAAAGGUUUGUACAUAUAUAAUCAUGUUGUUUCGCUGGCUAUUUUUGUGUUUUGAAAAUUAUAAUAAUAAUUUUUCGUAAUUUUACUUGUGGAGCAAAUUACUGAUAUAGACUACAGCACACAAAUGUCAGAAGUGAUCACACAUCAAACAAAGAAGGACAAGCCUGUCA
This is a messenger RNA of Odontomachus brunneus, 920 nucleotides long. RefSeq lists its product as uncharacterized. Lineage: Eukaryota; Metazoa; Arthropoda; Insecta; Hymenoptera; Formicidae. The record is from RefSeq and is a predicted model, not a curated record. The coding region runs from base 110 to 805 and encodes 231 amino acids. The transcript is spliced from 3 exons.